Molecule: messenger RNA, 4873 nt
Organism: Doryrhamphus excisus (bluestripe pipefish)
Lineage: Eukaryota; Metazoa; Chordata; Actinopteri; Syngnathiformes; Syngnathidae
Source: RefSeq, a predicted model, not a curated record
GAUGGUUAGCUUGACGGAGGCGGCGGAGCUUUUCACAAAGAAUUUGACUGGACAAAUGAAAACACUGGAAAAGCGAAAAGUUACCAAGUAAAACUUCACUUUUGUGUCCAUAAUCCUUGUGGGACAUGAGCACACAUUUAUCUAUUUCUGUGGCUAGAGUGAAAGAAUGCUAGCACGAGGAACGUAAGCAAAUUCACCUCAUCAGUACACCACCAUGUACAUUCUGUCAGCAUGUGUUGAUUUUCGGAACAUUUUGCCAUCGCUCCGUGGCAGACUCGGUGAGAGACGCCCCUUUGACUGUUACACCUCCCAGGCAUAAGCCAUUCUCAGUGUUAGCAAGGAGGAAAGUAGAAGAUGACAAAACAGUCACUCCACCUGGGAUGGCUGUUUCUUUCCGCGCAAGAAGCCCCCCCCCCCCUCUCAGCCGCUAAAUGUAACAUAGCAUAUUUUGGACCGCCAACAGUCCGCAGUCAAACCUCCUCCGUUCUGCGUCGCCACACGUCUGAUAUCCCUCCCACUACUGUUAGCAUGCUAGCAAACGCCAGCACUGCUGGAUGGACGGCUGGGGGGAAUCUGGAAUCCACUGCUUUUGUCGACGCUCCGAUGUCGGAGAUUUGUGACACAGGCCGAUGAUGGACAUCCACAACACACGCAUGCGCUACAUGGAACGUGUGCAGCGAGUCUCAAGUGUGUGUCGUUUGCGUCCUGCAGAUGUCCAGCAGCUGAUUGGUCGUCAGGAAGGACUUCCGCCUCAUCCGCAGGGGUGGAGCCCCGCUUUGAAGCAGGAGGAGCCCCGGCCCCCUCACGCUAAAGAAGAAGAGGAGGAACUCUGGAUCACUCGGGAGGGCGGGGAGGCGGCUCUCAGCAAGGUGCCUCUGACUAGUGUCUCUGUGAAGACUGAAGAGCAUGAAGGCACACCACCCGAGUCCUUGCGUUGCUCGUCUUCUUCAGACGUCCAGCACAUGAUUGGUCCUCAACAGCAGGGGGGGAGCUCCACUUGGAAGCAGGAGGACCCCCAGCCGCCCCACGUUAAGGAGGAAGAGGAGGAACUCUGGAUCACUCAGGAGAGCGAGGAGGCGGAUCUCACCAAGGUGAAGACUGAAGAGCAUGAAGACAAACCACCCGAGUCCUCACAGCGUCAUCAUAGUCCCGGUGAGGAGAACGGAGGGGCGGAGCCUCCAGGCAGCAGCGGACGAUCCCAAGCAGACGAGCUCCUGGCUCCGCUGACAGAUAGCGCUCACACGACGUCACACUUUUCUGAGGAUGAAGAAACUCCGAGCAGCAAUCCGAACUGUGAAGGAGAUACAACUGACAAUAAACGCUCUGAAUGCUCCGAAAAGAAGACGGGUAAGAAACGUUUCACCUGCUCAGUUUGUGCUAAAAGAUUUACUUUUAAGUGCUAUUUGACCCAACACAUGCGGACGCACACAGGAGAAAAACCUUUUGGUUGUUAUGUCUGUGGGCAAAGAUUCACUCAAAAGUCGUACAUGGAGUCACAUGUGACAAUGCACACAGGAGAAAAACCCUUUCGUUGCUCAGUUUGUGGUAAAAGCUAUUCUCACAAAAACAGUUUUGCUUAUCAUAUGCUGAAACACUCAGAAAAACAUUUUGGUUGUUCUGUUUGUAGUCAAAGGUUUCCUGUAAAGUCACAAAUGGUGUCACACAUGACCAAGCACACAGGAGAACACCCCUUUGGUUGCUCAGUCUGUGGUAAAAACUUCAGUUCCAAGCAGUAUUUGACUUUUCACAUGAUGAAACACACUGGAGAAAUAGCCUUUGGUUGUUCUGUGUGUGGUCAACGAUUCCCUCAAAAGUUAGUACUGGUAUCUCACAUGAGAAAGCACACUGGAGAAAGACCCUUUGGUUGCUCGGUGUGUGGUAAAAAAUUUCCUUACAAAUCUAGUUUGAUUUAUCACACACGGAAACACACAGGGGAGACACCCUUUGGCUGUUCCGUUUGUGGUGAAAGGUUACCUCUGAACUCCCAACUGGUAUCGCACAUGAGAAAGCACACAGGAGAAAGACCCUUUGGUUGCUCGGUGUGUGGUAGACAUUUUUGCUCCAAGCAGUAUUUGUCUUUUCACAUGCUGAAACACACUGGAGAAAAACCUUUUGGUUGCUCUGUUUGUGGCCAAAGAUUCACUCGAAAGUCACUCCUGGGAUCACACAUGAGAAGGCACACAGGAGAAAAACCCUUUAGCUGCUCGGUGUGUGGUAAAAUGUAUUUCUCCAAACCCAGCUUGGCUUAUCACACGCGGAAACACGCAGGAGAGCGUCUGACUGGGAGGCAGGCGGGUACGAACCCCUCUGGAGCUGGUCAAGAGGGGCUGGGGGCAGCCUCACGUGGUCAGCCCAAGCAUUACUGGAACCAGAAAGGCUUCGAAUGGUCUUUCUGACAGUCCCAGGUGAUGAUGAAAUGGGAAAGUAUUCACGGCACUGGACACAAACACAAGUCAGCCUGGCAAAAGGGAGGAUGGCGAAAGCGUUGAUGGCGGUUGGUGUCCAUUUCCCCCAAGUCGAAUUCCUUCUUUAGAAAUUGAGUAUUUUUGUCUUUACAACAGUGUUGAACACAACUCGGCAGGAAAUGGUCACCUUUACAUUUGUAUCAGCCAGUGAAGCAUGGUCCGUAUAUGAGAUAUGAGCAGCGAAAGGAAGCCAUGGAGGACAGGAAGUGAUGCCAAGUUCAGAGUUGAGGUUUCAUUAUUGUUGUUGCUACUGUGCUGUUGGGUCUGGAGAACCUUUCCGCGGUUACCCAGCUGCACCUCCCGCGUUGGCUGGGCACUUCACUUCCAGGCAGCCAAUCGCUGGCCACGGUUGGCAUGACUCCUUCCCCAGCUGCUGUUUUUUUUUUUAUGUAUUUAUCAUUGUUCUUUUUUAUCAUGUAUAGGAAGUGCUGGUUUGCAUUUAGUUUUUGUGCUCAUCCAUUCUUUCUUGUAUUUUAAGAACAUUGUGUGUAGAAAAGCUGACAGCAGUAAAUGGUAUCUUUUCUCAAUAGUAACUCUCGUCUCUGCCCCGUACAUACAGUAAAUGUCUUCCAAUGACCGUGUCUGCCUUGGGCAGGGUCCCAGGCCUAUCUUACAUCAGCUACACUAUCCCCCCAGCUCCUCGUCAUGCCACAAAAGCGCCCCUUUAACAAGCCAGGUCUGGGAAGUGACGUCAACUGGUGAGAGUUGACUGUUAGCCGAGCACUAGGGGCAGGGUAACACUGCAGAGAGCGGCGGACAGCAGCUCCUGUGUGUCUUCUCUGCUUGGCAUGAAGCCAGUGCGGGGCAUGGCCAGAGUAUUCUUCUCCAGCUUCUCUAGGUGGCAGUAGGAUGGAAAAAUCUCCAAAGUUAUCACACCAAAGGCAUGUAUUCCUUAGCUAUUGUAUAAUCUACUGAACCAACACCUGGGCAGGCAAGACAAGCUCAUGACAAAUGUCCUUAUGCUUUGUUGGAAUGGAAAUGCCAAACUUGUACCCAGUUAAUAAAAGGGGCGGAGACGGCUUUUUGUUGGAACUGUUGUAGAUAAGUUAUCCAAUUUGCUGGUCUAACUGUUUGCCUUUCUAGCUACAAGUUGGUAAGAUAGGUAUAGCUUUGUUCUAUGUGUAUGUAUGCAUGACUUGCUUUUAUUGCAGGAUGUGGCACCAGCAGAAGGGGACAGUUGAUUGCUCAAGCAGUCAACCACGAGCAGAAGAAUGUGUGUAUGAGGCAGAUAGUGGUUUGUUUUUAAAUGGUCUCAACUGGAUAGUCAGGACACCCUUCCCCCGUAGCAGUUGAGACCUCCUGUGACCUAGGGCAUUCCUAAAUAAAUGGCAGGGCCGUUUCAGAGUUGGUAGGAGAAUUGUAACUGAGCAGUCUCCAUCACUCUCCUUGCAAGUAAAAGAAACUCACCUCUCUGUGUCUUCUUUUGUACAGGCAGUGUUUUUUGCAAGUGUUGGGGUUUAAACCUGACAUUUAUUUUGGUCCUUCGAGCCGGAAUUCCAAGACACCUGACGAUCCCAGCGGGCAAGCGAGAUCCAGGCAAGACUGUGGCCACAGCAUUAAGACCCUUUCCGGGACUGGUCCCUCUCUUGCGGGCUGGGAUCCGAGGGUUGAAGGAGAUCCAGAGACGCAGAGAUUGUGAGUACAAAUUUUGUUUAAAAGGAAUUAAAGUGAGAAGAAGUAAAAAAAAAAAAAAGUAUAGUAAAAUAGAGAAAAGGUAUAAAAACAAGAAGAAGUACAAACCCUGACAAUUCUAGACUCUAUCAGGUCAGACAGUUAAAUUCCGUAGGCGGAGUAGACACCCCGCAGACUAGUUAAACUCUACAUAGGAUGAGCGGAGUCCUCUGGUCUGGAAAAAUAAGACGCGCGAAGUGUGAAAGUGUGAAUGUAUGAAUGAAAAUACAAUUACCACUAGGUAACUGUGUUUUAUACCAAACCAACAAGAAACAAAUGGUGAGCCUUUGUGGAUGCUUGUAGGCAAGAAAAUUCCACCUGAAAAGGUUGAAGAGAAUUUUACCACAAAAGGUUGUUGAUCACCAUCUUGUUGAAAAUAACCCCAGUGUUAGAACACGACAGGUGUUAAGAACCACUGGGUCCAAAUUUAGUUCAAAAUGGGGAAGGGACAAAGUAAAGAAAAACAAAAGGUCCUUGAAGAACUCCCAUGUAAGGAUUGGAAGGUAGUUGAAAAAGAGGAUAGUCUAGCAGUAAACCCCCUAUAUUAUUGGAUAAAACAGUACAAAUUCAACGGAAAAUUAUCCACGGCAUGUAUUAGGGAGUUACAACAAAACAUAAAAAAGAAAUGUAAGCAAAACGAGAAGAAAAUGAAAAAGGAAGGUUAUGAGCAGACACGAGUCUGGAUGAAAAUAGCAGGACAGCGAGAGGAAGGUGAAAGAAGGGCAAGGCAGGAGAGA